AUGGUUGAUCCAAAAGAAUUACAAGCGACGUCGACUACAUCUUCUUCGGUGGUAUCAGAAAAGGAAAACAUUAGCUUGAAAAAUAAGGAUGAUAAAGUGAAAGUUGUCAAUGAAUCAUCUCAAGUUUCGGUUGAGUCAAAACAUUCUGGGGAAUAUAAGAUAAUUACUUCCAAAGAUGCUGACGCUACAUUUACAUUUAUGGAGGAGAAUGAUGCAUCUGUACCAGAAAUUACACCAGAACAGGAGAAAAGGCUAAGAAGAAAAGUGGCUUGGAUUAUAGUGUCCUUAACAGCAACCAUUGAUUUUCUUCUUUACUCAGAUAAGGCUACUCUAUCAUACGCAUCUAUUUUUGAAUUAUGGGACGAUACACAUUUAACUCAAAACAGAUACAACAAUGCCAACACAUUAUUUUAUGUCGGCUACAUUAUUGGAUUAGUAAAUUUAAUCUGGGUUCAAAAAUUCUCUAUCCGUAAAGUUAUGGCGUUUAUGUGUACUACGUGGACUAUUAUCAUAUUUCUACAUUGUGUGGCUUAUAACUAUCAAGGUAUCUAUGCCUUAAGAUUUUUCCUGGGUUUUGUGGAGGCAAUCGCAGUACCAACGUUAAAUAUAUCAAUGAAUCAAUUCUUAACGCCAGAUGAGAAGAAUGCCUAUGCUCCAAUCUUUUACAGUAGUUGUAUCGGAUGUGGUGUUUUCGUAUCCUUAAUUGCCUAUGGUAUCCUUCAUGCUCAUUCCCAUGUUCAUACUUGGAAAUUAUUCAUGAUUAUUAUCGGUGGUAUGACAUUCCUCAUGACAGCUGUAGUCUACUACAUUUAUCCAAGUAACCCAACUGAUGCCAAAUUUUUAAAUAAAGAGGAAAAGGUCUGGGUCAUCAGAAGAGUUCAAAAGAGUUCCAAUUCAUCUAUUGAACAAAAGGUGAUUAAGAAAUAUCAAAUCAUUGAAGCGCUUAAAGAUCCUGUUUCUUGGCUCUUUUCCGCAUUCUUCCUUCUUCAACAACUAGCCAACAAUUUAACAUACAUGCAAAAUUUAUUAUUUGAGAAUAUUGGUCACAUCACAAAUUUGGAUACAACUAUUGUGUCCAUUGCAUCAGGUGGGUUUGCCUCCGUCUGUGCCAUAAUUGCCACGAUAUUUCUAUUAUACAAGAAAAAUUUUACUGCUUUUUCGGUUGUUUUUUGGACAUUACCAUCUUUAGCUGCCUGUAUUGCUAUGGUCUCUAUUAGAUGGGGUGAUAAUAUUCCCCUAUUGACUAUGCUUUGUUUGGCCUCUCCAUUAUUUGGUAUUCCAUGGGUUUUAAUGUUCAGUUGGAGUGUUACGAGUUGUUCCGGCUACACCAAGAGAGUCACUAGAAAUGCAAUGGUCAUGUUUUGGUAUUGUAUUGCUAAUAUUAUUUCACCACAAUUGUGGCAGGAACAUGAUGCACCAAGAUUUGUUCCAGCAUGGAUUACCCAAAUCGUAUUAUCGUUCUUUUUGGCACCAUCAUUGGCUCUAGUUAUCUAUUUCAUUCUAAGACGUAGAAAUGUCAAGAGAUUACAAAACAUACAAAACUCUAAAGACGAAGAAGGUUUCAUUGACUACGAUGGUGAGAACAUUGUUGCUAGUGGUGCCCAGUUGGAUUUGACAGAUUUAGAGAAUGAAAAAUUUAUUUAUCCGUUAUGA
Molecule: messenger RNA, 1653 nt
Organism: Naumovozyma castellii
Lineage: Eukaryota; Fungi; Ascomycota; Saccharomycetes; Saccharomycetales; Saccharomycetaceae
Gene: YCT1
Product: Yct1p
Exons: 1
Coding region: 1-1653 (550 amino acids)
Source: RefSeq, a predicted model, not a curated record